UAUAAAACAGCAACCAUAUUUAUUAAAUGAAUUUAAGAAGGUGGUGGAACAUGCAGAGCUGAUUACGCUCAUAUUUUGCCUGUGAAGACUAAAAUAUUGUCCUGCUACUGAUUUCUUACUCCUUCUGACUCCUUUUAUUCUUGCUGUUAUUUGAGCCAUCUGGUUUGUGUUAAUAAUUACUAAUCUGUAAACAACUAAUUCAGGUGUCACUGCAAGUAGUGCACCUACUGUUACCCAUGGGCUGCUGUACAAGUCUCCGACAGCAUAAAUGCUUCUGCUAUUCUACAUGCACUACUGUUUAACAGAACUUAACAAUUAACGGUUCGCAGAUAAGAAUAAAAGUCACAGCCAUGCUAGCUGGCUCUGUUAGGCUAUACUUUGACACAGCUAAAUGCUAAUGUUAUGCCUGUUUCACACUACAUGACAUUUUUGUCCAUUCCAACAGUCACUGUGUCAGACAACGCGAUAGUGAAGUCAUAAAAUCAUGCCGUGACUUGGCCGACAGACAUGACAGACUACACGAUGGUCCACACCAACCAUCCCCAGUCGUCUUUCACAAUGUGCAUGAUGUCAUCGGUUUGUUUUUAUUAUUUUUUACUAUUAUUUCAGUCACUGUGUCUGUUCAUGUCCGAGCCGAAAUGUUACUGUAGUAAUGUAAAAAAUGCCUGCAGAUGGCAGGAGCAAUAAGUUCCAUAAUUAAUUGGCCCCCAAAAAAUUAAAAAAAAACAAACAAAAAACAACAUUUUAAUGGAAAAUUACAACUAACCAAUAAAGGAAUAAUAAAUAGGGCUACUCAAGGGUUAGAAAAGAGUCCCAGGACAAGGUUUAAUUCCCAUUUCUACACAGGUUAACGUUAGGAAAAAAGCAAAAGGUUAGGAGAGGGUGAGAUAUCCAUAGCAACUAACUAUUUCAAACUCCAAACAUUUUAAAGUUAGGACAAAAGACGUGAAAGGGGGGUCUGAAACAUAUUAAUAUGCAGAGAAAGCCAAAGAUAUUUAAGGGACAGAGAGGGACAAAUGUGGCGUCAGUCAUCGUCUACUAAGACACACUACACGAGAUGAAACGAUGGAUUACCGCAUACAACACUCAUAGUUGUUCACGAUCCAAGCCACCACUGUACGACACUGCGUCGGGCUAUAAUCGGGCAGAUAUUGUGUAGUGUGUACCCAGCAUUAACAUGCUAACAUGCACACAAUGGCAAUUUCAACAUGCUGAUGUUUAGCAGGUAUAACUUUUAACAUGAACGCCAUCUUAGUAUCACAUUUCAUGAUGCUAGCAUUCGCUAAUUAGCACUAAACACAAACGUAGAGCUGAGGAUUAUCGGAGUUCACAGGUUCAAAGUACUGAACAAACUGACCUGAUGAUGGAACAAAAGAAAAAGUCACAAGAUCAUCAUACUUCCUACAUUUUAUCCUGAGGGGAGCACAAAUGUUGCUGUGUGUGUAGCUGUGCAAAUUAUAACUGUUGUCUGUCAGAAACAAAGGAGAGUAGAGCAAUGUUGUUACAGUGCUGCAAAAGAAUAUGGGGAGGAGUUCAGGAUGACUGGAUGCAUGGUCAACAAACUCUGAAUUUCAAGUAAGGGUGCAGCGAAUAAUCGACAGUCAAAAAUCAAUGAGCAAAUUAGUUGCCAAUGACUUUAAUUAUUAAUCAGCUGGUGACGUCAUCAGCUAUAAUGUGAGUCACUGCCCGAUAGCGAUAGUGACACCGCUUACUGCGAUGGCAACACCUUCAUGACCAAAAAUCCCCCAAAUCUUGGGAGCAUGAUACAAACAAAGGUUGUGAGCUCUUACAUUUGCAAAGCUGACCUUGUCUGGCAUGGAAGGACAUUAGUUAUGCUGGAGCACCUGAAGGGGAGACACACUGGCUCUCUGGAUGAUAAAGACUUGUCUCGUAAGCUUGUUAGCUAGCUAGCUAAUGGUAAAAGCCAUAAUUUGGAGGAAUUAAACACCGGCUGCAACCCACAUCAGUGGUCAAGUGUCCAAUAGUUGUUGAGGCAUUUCAGCCUGGACCAAAGUGGUGAACUGACUGACCGACCAAACCAACAACAUGACCAUCCCUAAGGGGAAGAAAACAAAGAAUACCUGGGGAAUAAGCGUGUCUGAAAGGUGCAUUGGUUUAAACUUCAAACUUUGUGCUACAAAUGGACUGCUUCGUAGCUUAUGUAUUAAAUCAGGUAAUUAAAAAAGCUCCUCAUAAAAAUAAGGGUCAAAAACUCUCUCUAGAGAGAAAGUGAAUUUCUAUCUAUGACUGAAAGAAAGGUGGUAGGUCAACAAAAGGAUGUAAAGGGGCCCCUUGAGUUGUGCAUACAUGGCCCAUGAAUCAGUUUUGCAUGAUAAGCUUGUUAAGUACCUUGAAAAGAUAACCAGUAAACUCAAGAGUGAGGGGAAAAAAAGGACUGUCAUCAACCCUUGUGCCCCACUCCACUCUUUAAAGACGCGUCUCUUCUUAGACAUUCUCAGAGUGGAGCUGCUUUAACAGACCCAGCAUCUUAUUUCUGACACUAGAUAACCACCAGAGAUGGCAAAUGUAGACGGACUCAUUGAGCACAUAGGAGACUUUGGGCCUUUCCAGAAGAAGAUCGUUACACUUGGUUCAUUUCCGUUGAUACUUUUUGCUUUUGUACUCGUCGGGGCGGUUUUCUUAGGGUACACUCCAGAUCAUUGGUGUUGGAGUCCUGGCUCUGAGUUCCUCCGGGAGGAAUGUGACUGGACAGAGGUCGAAGUGUGGGAAGUCACUGUUCCCCGCUCUGAACAGUCAGGAUCCUUCAGCCGCUGUGAGAGGUUUGCAGUGGACUGGAGCAAAAGCCACAGCAAAUGUAAUGAACUUGACUGGAUGCUGAGUUCUAAUGUAACCCAAUUGGCGCCGUGUGACAGCAGAUGGGUGUUUGAUAAAAGCCGCAGCACUAUUGUCUCUGAGUUCUCUUUGGUCUGUGAGAAGUCCUGGCUCGCUGAUCUGAAUCAGGUUUUCCUGGCAUGUGGAUUUUUUAUUGGAGCUUUUGUCACUGGCUACUUGGCUGACAGGUUUGGUAGAAAGCCAUGUUUCAUUGCAUCGAUGGUUGGCCUUGGUAUCUCAGGUAUAGCGGUAAUGCUGUCUCCAUGGUACCCGCUGCUGCUUGUCUUUCGAUUUCUACAAGGGUUUUGUGGAAAGGGAGCAUGGACAGCCAGCUAUGUACUCGUGAUUGAGUUCUUUGGAUCAAAAAACAGAAAAUUUGUAUCCACCGUGAGUCGGACUUUCUACAGCACCGGCAUGGUCAUUCUGCCUGGUCUGGCUUACUUCCUGUCCUCCUGGAGAACUCUGCAGCUGGUCAUGAGUCUGCCCUGCCUCCUGUUUAUCUUAUACUACUGGAUUGUUCCUGAAUCUCCACGUUGGCUGUUCUCACAAAAAAGAACCACAGAGGCGAUGAGAGUUGCUGCGGACAUUGCAAAAUGCAACGAGAGAUCUUUACCAAAUAAUCUUCCAGAGAUAAUUCUUUUGGAGGAAAAGAAAGAAGUAAAUCCUGUAUCUAUAAUGGAUUUGUUUAGGACACCAAGUAUAAGAAGAAACACUCUCAUUUUAACAUAUGCCUGGUUUACAAGUACUGUUGUGUUUCAAGGCCUAGUCUUACGGCUGGGGAUCACAGGCAGCGACUUCUUCUUGGAUUUCUUUAUCUCUGCUGUGGUGGAGCUUCCCACCGGCCUCAUCUUCUACCUGCUGGUCGACAGAGUCGGUCGACGCUCCCUCAUGGCCAUCACCAACUUCAGCGGUGGCAUCGCCUGCCUCGUAGUCCCAUUUCUCUCAACUGAUUUUAUCUGGUUGAAAAAGACGAUAGCGAUCAUCGGGAGGCUCGCUGUUGCCAUUGGAUUUGAGACCUUGAACUUUGCAAACACAGAGAUGUAUCCGACAUCUCUCAGAAAUUUGGGUGUGUCAGUGUGCUCAUCAGCAGGUGACAUCGGAGCAAUUGUGGCCCCAUUUCUGCUCUACAGACUGGCCAGUAUCUGGCAGGAGCUGCCUCUUUUUCUUUAUGGUGCGAUGUCGGUGUUGUACAGUGGACUGGUGAUGAGACUGCCUGAGACGAAUGGAGUCGCGCUGCCAGAGACCAUAGAGGAUGUGGAGAAUCUAAGAAGGGGGAAAGACAAGUCAAAGGAUGCAGACAGCUUUAUUGUAUGAUAGAAGCUGUGAUGACCUGGAACAUUACUGGUUUAUUUUCUAGAUAUGUGCUGCGUUUACAAAACGAUGUCCCAGUGUAAAGUACUGUGAGAUGUACUACAGUGGUUGCUAUCGCAGGCUUGUGUUACAUUAGAUUUUCUGAGGCUCUAAAUGUGUUAACUAGAGCCUUGAUGAAACACAGAAGGUGUUAGAAGAUCUAAUGAAGGAUCCAUAUCUUUGCAACCUCACACCUUCAAACUGCAAAUUUUUCACAGUGAAAUUAUGCUUAAAUAUAAAGAGGUGGAAGUCUUAGAUGUGGAUGUUUUAUAGAACAGCAGGAGCAUUGUUUUGGUCCGUUUUCUUGCAUUGUACAGGGCUCCAGAGUGCAGCCAUUUUGGUUGCAUACCUGUCAAGUAAGUCACACAGGUGUGCAUGACAUGUAUUACAUUUCUAAACGUGAUAUAGAACCAAAGUUCACGAGCGGAAGUUCUCAAAGAUCAGGUGCUGGAACAUUUCAGAUAAAAUCAUCAACAUAUAUAUAUUUAAUAAGUCAUGUAUAUUUAGCACACCUGUGAGUGCUCAUGUGAUUCUGUUGCGCGAACCUGAAGAAGCCAUGGGCAAAACAAGUUGUUCGCUCUUAAUAGAGCACUCAGAUCCUCACACCAGCAGCUUCUGGCUAUGCCUCGAUUGAGGCUAAAGGGCAAAGGGGAUGGUGCGUUUGCUGUGGCUGCACCCAAACUUUGGAACAGUCUACCUCUCUCCAUUAAGGAUUCCCCAUCUGUGGACACUUUUAAGGCUAGACUUAAGACCCACUUUUACUCUAAAGCUUUUGAGCGCUCCU
Messenger RNA from Epinephelus moara (kelp grouper), 4966 nucleotides. RefSeq names its product solute carrier family 22 member 3 (gene slc22a3). Gene Ontology annotation, cellular component: membrane. The record is from RefSeq and is a predicted model, not a curated record. The coding region runs from base 2518 to 4146 and encodes 542 amino acids. Gene Ontology annotation, molecular function: transmembrane transporter activity. Lineage: Eukaryota; Metazoa; Chordata; Actinopteri; Perciformes; Serranidae. Gene Ontology annotation, biological process: transmembrane transport. The transcript is spliced from 11 exons.